Fukomys damarensis (Damara mole-rat) is the source of this 3680-nucleotide messenger RNA. RefSeq names its product T-box transcription factor 18 (gene Tbx18). Lineage: Eukaryota; Metazoa; Chordata; Mammalia; Rodentia; Bathyergidae. The transcript has 10 exons. The record is from RefSeq and is a predicted model, not a curated record. Gene Ontology annotation, biological process: positive regulation of DNA-templated transcription; regulation of transcription by RNA polymerase II; somitogenesis. Gene Ontology annotation, cellular component: nucleus. Bases 1 to 2385 code for a protein of 794 amino acids. Gene Ontology annotation, molecular function: DNA-binding transcription factor activity, RNA polymerase II-specific; RNA polymerase II cis-regulatory region sequence-specific DNA binding.
AUGGCGGCGCUUUUCACUCCGAGUUUUUUGAGACCUUGUAAGGAAAUGGGCGAGGGUUGUGCACAAUUGGCGCCUCCUGAUUGGUCAUCCGUCUCAGUGAUUGACAGACUCCUGGGCUCAGCCCUCCGCCGCUUUAUUGACGCCAAUGCGCAAGUUCUUCCCACCACUCUCCUGCCUGGAAGUGCUGACAGAUCGAGGGCUUCCGAGGAAAGCGAGUGCGUGCGUGUGCCCGCGCGAGUGUAUAUGAAAGAGGGGCGGGCGGGCGCCGGCGGCGGGGAUGGCCGAGAAGCGGAGGGGCUCGCCCUGCAGCAUGCUCAGCCUCAAGGCGCACGCUUUCUCCGUGGAGGCGCUGAUCGGCGCCGAGAAGCAGAAGAGGGCGGUGUACUUGCAAACGUGGUUUCCCGGGGGUUAGCGGAGAGGUUCCCGUCCCUUCCCCUCCGACUCCCCAGGCCAAGGCGAUUGGCGCUAUCGGACUGGCUUUUUAGCGCUCGCCUAGCUGCCUCGCUGCUAGGCUUGAAGCGUGGCGCCGCGGGGUCUGCAAAGGUGUCCAGAAGAUGCUUCGGGCCCGCUCGAAGCGAGGCUCCCCGGAGUCCUGUAGGGGCCCGGGGCCCGGGGCGCCGUGGCUGCCUGUGCUUGGGGCGCGGCGAGAAGCUAUGUGGGGCCUGGACCCCUCAGAAGCCCAGCGGGUGGAGGGACGCGGCCUGCGAGCGAUCCCUGGACGCGGGACUUGGGGGCCCGGCAGACCCUGGAGCUCCGGUUUGUCGCAAGGACCCGAAGACACCGGAGUGCCUCCGUUGUUGUCAGUCCUCUCUUCCUUGCCGCCGGCCUCCCCUCGGGAGCCCUCACCAUGUCCCCUCUGUGCCUUCUGCUGUCCAGGCAGUUGUGAGGAUGGCUUCCUGCAGGAUGCUUCCUCUUUGGAGUCUCCCGGAGGAUCCCCGAAGGGGUCCCGCGACCCCGCUGCCCUCGCCUCAGGCGCCGAGGGUGGAUCUGCAAGGAGCCGAGCUCUGGAAGCGCUUUCAUGAAAUCGGCACCGAGAUGAUCAUCACCAAGGCGGGCAGACGCAUGUUUCCUGCAAUGAGAGUGAAGAUUUCUGGAUUAGAUCCUCACCAACAAUACUACAUUGCCAUGGAUAUUGUACCGGUGGACAACAAAAGAUACAGGUAUGUGUACCACAGCUCCAAAUGGAUGGUGGCAGGCAAUGCCGACUCCCCUGUGCCACCCCGGGUGUAUAUACAUCCAGACUCGCCUGCCUCUGGGGAGACUUGGAUGAGACAAGUGAUCAGCUUCGACAAGCUGAAACUCACCAACAAUGAACUGGAUGACCAAGGCCACAUUAUUCUUCAUUCCAUGCACAAAUACCAGCCACGAGUGCAUGUCAUCCGUAAAGACUGUGGAGAUGACCUUUCUCCCAUCAAGCCUGUCCCAUCUGGAGAGGGAGUGAAAGCUUUCUCCUUUCCAGAAACUGUCUUCACAACUGUUACUGCCUAUCAGAAUCAGCAGAUUACACGCCUUAAGAUAGACAGGAAUCCAUUUGCCAAAGGCUUUAGAGACUCUGGACGAAACAGAAUGGGUUUAGAAGCCUUGGUGGAGUCAUAUGCAUUCUGGCGACCUUCACUGCGAACUCUCACCUUUGAAGAUAUCCCUGGAAUUCCCAAGCAAGGCAAUGCAAGUUCUUCUACCUUACUCCAAGGUACUGGGAAUGGUAUUCCUGCCACCCACCCUCACCUUUUGUCUGGCUCCUCUUGUUCCUCUCCUGCCUUCCAUCUGGGGCCCAACACCAGCCAGCUGUGUAGCCUGGCCCCAGCUGACUAUUCUGCCUGUGCCCGCUCAGGCCUCACCCUCAACCGGUACAGCACAUCCUUGGCUGAGACCUACAACAGGCUCACCAACCAGACCAGUGAGACCUUCGCCUCACCCAGGACUCCCUCCUAUGUUGGUGUGAGCAGCAGCACCUCCGUGAACAUGUCCAUGGCCAGCACUGAUGGGGAUACCUUCAGCUGCCCACAGACCAGCCUGUCCAUGCAGAUCUCGGGAAUGUCCCCCCAACUUCAGUACAUCAUGCCUUCACCCUCCAGCAAUGCCUUUGCUACUAACCAGACCCACCAGGGUUCCUAUAACACUUUCAGGUUACACAGCCCCUGUGCCUUGUAUGGAUAUAACUUCUCCACAUCCCCCAAACUGGCUGCCAGUCCUGAGAAAAUUGUUUCUUCCCAAGGAAGUUUCUUGGGGUCCUCACCGAGUGGGACCAUGACUGAUCGACAGAUGUUACCCCCUGUGGAAGGAGUGCACCUGCUUAGCAGUGGGGGUCAGCAGAGUUUCUUUGACUCUAGGACCCUAGGAAGCUUAACUCUGUCAUCAUCUCAAGUGUCUGCACAUAUGGUCUGAUGAAGCCUUUAAGUUAAACUGCAUUUGAAUCUGUCUAAUGUAUUUUCAGUCUUUUUUUAAAAAAGCAGCAUAGAAGGAAAUUAUCUGUAGCUUGUAAAAUGUACAUAUAAUAGAAAAUGAAGGCUCGCUGAGGGUUUUGACUUUCUCAUGGUGAGACUGUAAACUAUCUAUGGUCUAUGUGUAUACUGUAUAUAGAACAUGUGGCAUAAUGAAGCCUCUCUCUUUUCCUCCUCCUUCAUCCAGUUGCACAGAGUAUUGGCGUGCACGUAGGAUGUUUAAUUGAAUUCUUAGACUCUUUGGAAAAUGAAGUAGUAAACUUGAAACUUGGCAAUGAUACUCACCAGAUGAAGACUUAUAACUUAAUUUAUCAGAAAAAUGGUCUAAACAGUUCAUACUUUCUAUAACCAGCCUAACUCUAACUUAUAGAGUCUUGUGUUUUCUGUAAUUCUUGGACACAGUGUGGGAACCUAAAUUGCAAAAGCCAGUUGAAGUCUUAAUAUUAGUUCUGAGGUGUUUGUAGUAUGGAUUAGGUUUUGCAUUUCUGCUUAUUCGUAUUUACUGCUAAUAUUAUAUGACCUCAGAUCUAUGAAAUUCAUAACUCAUAAUUAUUUUCUAAGGAAGGUAGAGGAGCUUGUGGUUUUUUUCUUUCUUUUUUUUUUUUACUUUCCAUCAGGCAGGGAAUAUAUUUCCUGGAUUUUGGAUUUGAGGGUCAUUUUAUUGAGUUCAUCAAAAAAGGACACAAAAUAAUAUUCUAUAUAUAAACAUCCUUAAAUUCCAUUUUCCACUACAGAAGGUGGAAUAUAAGAGUAAUGGGAAAAAGAAAUAAAUAAUUGUCAAAUUAUUUGAUUCCAAUGAAAAAUGAUUAUCUUUUUAAACACAAAGAAAUAAUGCUGCCAACUAUUCCUUAGGUUUUUGUGUAGCUUGGUUUUUCAUUAUAAUCUUUUUUUCUUUUAUCUUAAAUCCUCCUGACCCAUGGUCUUUGAGUAAGGAAAGGACAUUUAAGCUACUUAUCAUAUUUAUGUCUGGUAACUCCUACAAAUUGAAACUUUCCCCUUCCUUAACCUUAUCCCUCUGUCUGAGUCUUGUUCAAAACAGACAGAUCUUAGGCCUUUAUGGUGUUAAAGUGCAAGGAAUUUCAGAGGGUUAUCUCCAGUAAUCUGUCUUGUGGGGGUUGAAGUGAAAGGCCAAAGCCCAUUAUUAUAAAGGCCCUCUUGGAGUCCUAAGGAGGAAGAUACUAAUUAUGAUAAAGGAACUAUAAAACUUUUAACCUCAACAGCAUUUUUAAUCUCUGAAGU